Sapajus apella (tufted capuchin) is the source of this 8103-nucleotide messenger RNA. RefSeq names its product activating transcription factor 7 interacting protein (gene ATF7IP). Lineage: Eukaryota; Metazoa; Chordata; Mammalia; Primates; Cebidae. Gene Ontology annotation, cellular component: transcription regulator complex; nucleus. The transcript is spliced from 15 exons. Gene Ontology annotation, biological process: regulation of DNA-templated transcription. The record is from RefSeq and is a predicted model, not a curated record. Gene Ontology annotation, molecular function: transcription coregulator activity; protein binding. Bases 4063 to 7887 code for a protein of 1274 amino acids.
CAGCAUGGGCGACAGAGGGAGACCAUGUCUCAAAAAACAAACAAAAAAAAAGUUGUUUGAUUUGUAUUUCAUUUUUUUGCCUAAUUCUCCUGGCUGGAACUAGUUCAAUGCUGACUAAAGGAUGAGAGCAGAUUAUCUCUUCUUGUUCUGAUCUUAGGGUGAAAUAUUUCAGUCUUCUACCAUUAAGUAUAAUAGAUGUGGGGUUUUCUUGGUGCCCUUUAUCAGGUUGAGGAAAUCCUCUUCUAAGUUUGUUGACUGAAUUCUACUAUUAAUUGCUAUGUUAAAUUAAGGAUAAGAUAAUUUAAUACUUAGAAAGCUGCUGGUAAUGCUCUGGUAGCUAAUACCUGAAGCGGUCAGCUGGCUGGUAAAACUGGGGAGGGAGUCUACUCUCAGGUCCCAUUUACUGAAUAGAUAGGUUUUACCGGUGAUCUUAAAUGACAUCUCCAUUUUUAAAAGAUAAAGAAGACAACUGUGGAAGAUACAUGUAGAUGAUUGCUCAACAUUCUGUUAAAAUGGUGUCAAAACUUAGAGGGCGAAAUGUGUAAGAAGGGUGCCUGUGCUGCAGAAAACAACUUGGUACUGAAUUGGGUGUCUGGUUUACCUUACCAAGUUAAAAUUACUAUCUGUGUAGUUAUUGAUAGCAGCAUAGUUAUUGAUUUAUUAAUUCACAUGAUAGGAAAGUUGAAAUUAAUAAAUUAUCACAAACUAAUGAGAAAAGGAUAUGUUUUGUUAUAGUGUCCGACAUAUAAUUAUUCCUUGAUAAGCAUAAGUUUCUUUUACUCCUUUCAAGGUGUGCAUUAAAAAGGGUGUUUUUCAAGGCGUUAAUUAAAGGGGGAAUUUAUAAGGCAUGGUUGGGAAUAAUAAACAUCAAAUUCAAGAUUAUGCUUAUCUUUUCAUUUAGGAGUCGAGGAUGAAGGAGGAGGAGUAAGCUAUUAUAUUGUACAGGGCACUUUAUUUUUAUUUCAUAAUGCAAAAUGAAUUAUAUGUGUCUGUAUAGCCAAACAUUAAUAAAAUAAUAUAUAACUUGAGCUAGAAUGGAACUUAACAAGCAUCUGGUCUAACCUUCUCAGUUUUACAGUUGAGAAAACUGAACUCUAUAGAGUUAAAUUGAUUUAUUCUAUGCUGUUGUAUACUAACGUUAGAACAUGGAAUAGAACCUAGUUUUAUUAGUUCAGAAGUCUUUUUUUAUGCCACGCUUUUUAGAAUAUGUGUAUUUUAAAUUGUGAUAGUUUGUGUGGUAUUUUACAAUUAUACUGCUUUGCAGCAAGAGGAUUAUAAUAUCCGUACCUUUUGCCAUGUGAUGUGAAGUGUUUCCCCUUGGUAGAUUUUUACUUCCUAUUCCCUUAAUGAUUAUUUUGGAUUUAGCCAUUGGAAUGUGAAGGAAAGUGAUGUACACCAUGUCUAAGCAAAAGCUUUAAAACAAGCAUGUCCCGCUCGUGGCCCACGGGUUACAUAUAGCCCAAGACUGUUUUAAAUGUAGCCCAACACAAACUCGUAAACGUUCUUAAAACAUCAUACAUUUUUUUCUUUGCGAUGUUUUUUUAAGCUCCUCAGUUAUUGUUAGUGUAUUUUAUGUGUGACCUAAGACAAUUCUUUCAUUGUGGCCCAGGGAAGCCAAAAGAUUGGACACCCCUGCUAAAAGCUAUUGUAUACUGUAUAUCUCUGUAUUGCCAAAAGCUAUCAUAUACUGUAUAUAUGAUAAACAGUACAUCAGAGUGUACAUAUAUAUACAAUAUACAUCAGAGAUAUUACAGUGUACGUAUAUCAGAAGUAUACAGUAUACAAUACUUUUCCCUCUGCCACAAGGCCUAGAUGGGAUGAGGGAGACCUGUUCCUUCAGCCUGGUGUCCUAGAAUGAAGAAGUAUAGUUAUUAGCCAGUGAAAUUUUGUUGUUGUUGUUGCUGCAUUAUCACCUAGUAAAAGGUGACACAGGAAGUUGGCUAUCCAGCUUUUGUCUUUAGGUUGGGUUAAUAAGAAAAGUAAGUAUUUCCUGGCAUUUGAAGGAUUUACAUCUUUCAUCUCUUCAUACCUCAUUCUGGGUGUUUUAGUUCACCCAAGUAAAAUGUGAAAAGUACAUUAGGACAGAUGAUUUCUAUUACUGAUGGUUAUUUAUUUAUUUUUUUAAUGAGACCUAGUCUUGCUAUGUUGCCCAGGCUGGUCUCUACCCUUUAGGCUGAAGCAAUCCACUGCCUCAGCCUCCCAAGCAGCUGGGAUUACAGGUUAUGUGCCACCGCUCCCAUCUCUGGACAAAUGAUUUCUUAAAUUUCUGUGGAGAUAAAUACAACACCUUCUUUAACUUCACUCCUUUUCUGCAUAGGGAUAAUAGAGUUUGGCAAGCUAGUAGGGUCUUGAUGGAAAAUUGGCCAGUUUUCUAAGGGGGUGUAUUCUAAAAUGACAUUUGUUAGAUCAGAUCAUUUAAUUUUAUUUUGCCCAUGUAACACAAUGAUCCCCAAAAUCGACUUGGAGAAUUAAUUUUAAGAUAUCUUACUUUUUUGUCAUGUGGACCAUUCCAAAAUUUCUCAAAAUAUAGCAGUGAAUGUAACAAGAAGUUAGACUGUAGUGACACUUCUGGUUUCGAUGUAACCAAAAUUUUAAGGACAUGAUUUACUCCUGCCUUGUCCAGGGAAUUGUUGGUAAAGCAAACUCCCUAUUUCUUUUGUGGUUGGUUAUUUUUUACAAUUUAGUUUGGGGUUAUUGCUUUCUGCAUUUUGGUUGGUGACAGGAAGAGAGGCUGAUUUGUUGAGGUGUCAGAUAUUAUAAUCACUCAAUAACUUACUCAAUUGACUUUAUGAGUAUUUGAUAAACAGAUUUUACCACUUUUUUUUAAAGAUGGCAGGAUAGCUAGUGACAGUUAUUUUAUACCAGUUGAGAUAACUGUAGCUAAUCAUGCAACAGUAUAACAUCUGUUUACAUAGCCUUUAUGUUAUACGGAAUAUAAGUAAUUUAAAGAUGAUUUAAAGUAUACAGGAGUAUAUGCAUAGGUUAUAUGCAAAUACUAUAUUAUUUUAUAUAAGGGACUUGCACAUUGUCAGAUUUUGGUAUCUGUGGGGAGUCCUGAAACAAGUCUCCCACAAAUACUGAUAGAUAUCAUAUUUAAAAUAAAAAAUUUAAAAUUUUUAUACUAAAUUUGAGCAGAUAAGUAUCAAAGUGAGUGAACCGUUGCAUUGUCAGAUUCCCUGUUUAAUGGGCAAUAAAUAGUAAAGCAGAUUGUUAGCAUUUAUUUUGCAAGUCACUAUUCUUUAUGAUUUUAUUUUCAAGAGUAUUGCAAAUUCUCAAGCAAAAUUUAGUUUCAGCCGAGAAUGGGAUUCUUAAAGAAUCUAAUAGCAGAGUUGCAUUUCUAAAGAGGCUAGGAAUUACCAGCAUAAAGUGAUUAUUUAAUAUUUAAUUCAGCCAUUUAAUGAAAAUAAACUUGAAUUAAAAUUAUUUUCAGCAGAAAAAUGAAAUUUUCAUUCAGAAAAAUGUUAUACUGUCAGCCAACAACAUGAAUAUAAUUAGAAUGCUUUUGUUAAAGACAGAAAUGCCAUGUCCACUUAAAAGAUUUUGCUUAAUGUUUUCUAAGCUUUUGCUUUAGUUUUAUUUUUAAGUAUACUUCAUCAGAUAUUCAUAACUUUGAAUUAAUAGAGCAUUUGUGUUGUUUAUGUGUUGUGUAUGCUUUUUGACCCAACAAUCGUGGUACUUAGUUAAGUCUGUUCUUGGAAAGCAGUACAGACCCUAGUUUAUUUAAUCAAAGAAACCCUAGUAUAGACCUGUUUUUCAAACAGCGCAUCUGGAGUUACAUUCCUAAUGUUUCCAUUUCGUUGUUCACCUUGUUCACCUUUAUUUUCACAUUCUUUGGGUUUUUGAUAGAUCACUUGUCCUCAUCUGCUUCCCUUGUUGCUGGGCAAGGUUUGUGACACUGAUGUCUGAUUGGUUUUAGACUAUUUCGGCUUUGAGCCAAUCAGACAGUGAAUUUCAGUUCUCUCACAGGACUGAAACAUUGAAGCAGCUGUUGAUUUAUUUUUCCUUUGGGGAGAUUAUAUAAACUAAGAGUAUGGCUGCAGCAAGCUCCCUCUUGGAUUCAAAAUGGAAAGUUUAGAAGAACCUCAGAAAAAAGUGUUUAAGGCUCGAAAAACGAUGAGAGUGAGUGAUCGUCAGCAACUUGAAGCAGUAUACAAGGUCAAAGAGGAACUGUUGAAAACUGAUGUCAAGCUGUUAAAUGGCAACCAUGAAAAUGGAGAUUUGGACCCAACCUCACCUUUGGAAAAUAUGGAUUACGUUAAAGACAAGGAAGAGGUGAAUGGCAUUGAAGAAAUUUGUUUUGAUCCUGAAGAAAGUAAAACAGAAUGGAAAGAAACACCCUGUAUCCUAAGUGUUAAUGUAAAAAACAAGCAGGAUGAUGAUUUAAAUUCUGAACCUUUGUCUCCCAAUAAUAUAACUCUAGAACCAGACUCUAAACUGACUGCUGAACCAGUUUCUGGUGAUCCAGCCCCUGGUGAUCUGGAUGCUGGAGAUCCAGCCUCUGGAGUACUGGCCUCUGGUGAUUCCACCUCUGGUGAUCCCACCUCUGGUGAUCCCACCUCUAGCGACCCCUCCGCUAGUGAUGCUGCCUCUGGUGAUGCACCCUCUGGUGAUGCCCCUUCUGAUGAUGUCCCUUCUGGUGAUGCCGCCUCUGGUGAUGCCACCUCUGAUCUCUCCUCUGGCGAUCCCACCUCUGGUGAUCCCCUCCCAGGUGAACCAGUGUCUGUUGCACCCAUUUCUGGUGAUUGUGCCUGUGAUGAUAUAGCUUCUAGUGAAAUAACUUCUGUUGAUCUGGCUUCCGGAGCACAAGCUUCCAUUGAUCCAGCCUCUGAUGAUCUGGCUUCUGGUGAACUAUCCUCUAGUGAACUGGCCUCUGAUGAUCUGGCCACUGGUGAAUUGGCCUCUGAUGAGCUGACUUCUGAAUCAGCCUUUGAUCGUACCUUUGAACCAAGUUCUGUACCAGUUUGUGAACCAGUUCCUGAAAUUGACAAUAUAGAACCAAGUAGCAAUAAAGAUGAUGAUUUUCUUGAAAAAAAUGAGGAUGAUGAAAAGUUAGAGCAAAUUCAAAGUAAAGACUCAUUGGAUGAGAAAAAUAAAGCUGAUAGUAAUAUUGAUGCUAAUGAAGAAACUCUAGAAACAGAUGAUACAACUAUUUGUUCAGAUCGACCUCCUGAAAAUGAAAAGAAGGUAGAGGAAGAUACUAUCACAGAGCUUGCCCUUGGAGAAGAUGCUAUAUCUAGCAGUAUGGAAAUUGACCAAGUUGAAAAGAAUGAAGAUGAAAAUUCUGCAGAUCUUGUUGGAAGCAUUAGUGAAAAUGUUACGGAAGAUGACAAAAGUGAGAAUAUCUUAGAAAAUACAGACUCUAUGGAGACAGAUGAAAUCAUUCCUAUUUUGGAAAAGCUUGCACCUUCUGAGGAUGAACUUACUUGCUUUUCUAAAGCAUCUCUCCUUCCAAUUGAUGAGACAAAUCCAGAUUUGGAAGAGAAAAUGGAAAGUUCUUUUGGUUCACCAUCUAAACAAGAAAGUAGUGAGAGUUUGCCAAAAGAAGCCUUUUUGGUCCUCUCUGAUGAAGAGGACAUUUCAGGUGAAAAAGAUGAGUCUGAAGUUAUAUCGCAAAAUGAAACGUGCUCUCCAGCAGAAGUAGAAAGUAAUGAAAAGGACAACAAACCUGAGGGAGAAGAGCAAGUAACACAUGAAGAUGAUGAAAGACCUUCUGAGAAAAAUGAAUUUUCCAGACGAAAACGUUCUAAAUCAGAAGACAUGGACAAUAUACAGUCUAAACGUCGUCGAUAUGUGGAAGAAGAAUAUGAGGCAGAAUUUCAAGUAAAGAUUACAGCCAAAGGAGAUAUUAACCAGAAACUUCAAAAGGUUAUACAGUGGUUGCUGGAAGAAAAAUUGUGUGCGCUGCAGUGUGCUGUAUUUGAUAAGACUUUGGCAGAAUUGAAAACACGAGUGGAAAAGAUUGAAUGUAAUAAGAGGCAUAAAACAGUUCUUACUGAACUACAGGCCAAGAUAACCAGGUUAACCAAACGCUUUGAAGCAGCCAAAGAAGAUCUUAAGAAAAGACAAGAACAUCCACCAAACCCACCAGUAUCCCCAGGAAAAACUGUAAAUGAUGUCAACAGCAAUAAUAACAUGCCUUACAGAAAUGCAGGCACAGUGAGACAGAUGCUGGAGUCCAAAAGAAAUGUAAGCGAGAGUGCACCGCCAUCCUUUCAAACUCCUGUGAAUACAGUAUCUUCAACCAACCUUGUCACUCCUCCAACAGUUGUCAGUAGUCAACCUAAGUUGCAGACUCCAGUAACUUCGGGUUCCCUGACAGCAACAUCAGUUCUUCCUGCACCCAAUACAGCUGCUGUAGUUGCUACUACUCAGGUGCCUAGUGGAAAUCCCCAACCUACAAUCUCUUUGCAAUCUUUGCCAGUAAUUUUGCAUGUACCUGUUGCAGUAUCCUCCCAGCCUCAGCUUCUACAGAGCCAUCCAGGGACUUUGGUGACUAAUCAACCAUCUGGCAAUGUAGAAUUCAUUUCUGUGCAAAGCCCACCUACAGUGAGUGGUCUUACCAAAAAUCCAGUAUCCUUGCCAUCCUUGCCAAAUCCCACUAAACCAAACAACGUUCCUUCUGUGCCCAGUCCUAGUAUUCAAAGGAACCCUACUGCCAGUGCUGCACCAUUGGGAACAACACUCGCUGUGCAGGCUGUUCCAACGGCACACUCUAUUGUACAAGCCACAAGGACUUCUUUACCCACAGUGGGCCCAUCAGGACUCUAUAGUCCAUCAAAUAAUCGAGGUCCUAUACAGAUGAAAAUUCCAAUUUCUGCUUUUAGUACUUCAUCUCCUGCAGAACAGAACAGCACUACUAACCCAAGAAUUGAAAACCAGACAAACAAAACAAUAGAUGUUUCUGUUAAUAAGAAAGCAGCUGAUAGCACAUCACAGAGCGGAAAAGCCACUGGCAGUGAUUCAAGUGGUGUCAUUGAUCUCACAAUGGAUGAUGAAGAUAGUGGAGCUUCACAAGACCCCAAAAAGGUAAAUCACACUCCUGUAUCAACCAUGAGUUCUUCUCAGCCUGUGUCGCGACCACUGCAACCCAUACAACCAGCACCGCCUCUUCAACCAUCUGGGGUGCCAACAAGUGGACCAUCUCAGACCACCAUACACUUACUACCUACAGCUCCAACUACCGUGAAUGUAACACACCGUCCAGUAACUCAGGUGACCACAAGACUCCCUGUACCAAGAGCUCCUGCAAACCAUCAGGUGGUUUAUACAACUCUUCCUGCACCACCAGCUCAGGCUCCCUUGCGAGGAACUGUUAUGCAGGCUCCUGCUGUUCGGCAGGUCAAUCCCCAAAAUAGUGUUACAGUUCGAGUGCCUCAAACAACCACGUAUGUUGUAAACAAUGGACUAACCCUGGGAUCAACAGGACCUCAGCUCACAGUGCAUCAUCGACCACCACAAGUGCAUACUGAGCCCCCACGCCCUGUGCACCCAGCACCCUUACCAGAAGCUCCACAACCACAGCGUCUGCCCCCAGAAGCUGCCAGCACAUCUCUGCCUCAGAAGCCACACUUGAAGUUAGCACGAGUUCAGAGUCAAAAUGGCAUAGUACUGUCAUGGAGUGUCCUGGAGGUGGAUCGAAGCUGUGCCACUGUUGAUAGCUACCAUCUCUAUGCUUACCACGAGGAACCCAGUGCCACUGUGCCCUCGCAGUGGAAAAAGAUUGGAGAAGUAAAGGCACUUCCCUUGCCCAUGGCAUGUACUCUCACCCAGUUUGUAUCUGGUAGCAAAUACUACUUUGCAGUACGAGCCAAGGAUAUUUAUGGACGUUUUGGGCCUUUCUGUGAUCCUCAGUCAACAGAUGUGAUCUCUUCUACCCAGAGCAGUUAAACCUUGGAGCCUUUAUAUUUUCCUCUUUUAAAUUUUCCACCUUUUGGUCUUGUUUUUAAUCUUGUGCAUGAUACCCCACUAAAAUCCACCUUGUGGAUUUCUUGGACAGAUGUGUGUAUACACUACAUUUGUUUAUAACAGAAGCAAAAUAAACUCAGCCCACAAAGCAAGAAUCUUUUCCUGGACAGUUUAGGCUUUGGGGUUUCGAAAUGUAAA